CUCAGUUGCUGCCACUUCCACUUCUUGUGUUAUCUUCUUGCGGCUUCUCUGGUUUUCUCCCACGCCCACAACCAUGGAAAUCCGGCGAACGAUAUUGUCGACAUUAUAAACAAGAACCGUACAGAUCAAAAGCUUCCUCACCUGAAUGACAGUCCUGGUCUAGGGUGCAUGGCCUUACAAUACAUUGAAUUAUGCAAAGGAAAUUGCACUGGCAACAAUGUAGUGAACUGCAAGCCUUCGGAAGAUGACUUCACCGAAGUCUUCGCCCCCAAUUGUGGCGUAGAGCUGCCAACUUUCGGCACCAUAACCGGACACGUAAUUGGUUGUCAAAAGAAGUAUGUUGAGCCAUCAAUAGCAUUUUCCCAAGUUCUUGUGAAAGAUAAGAGUUCUUUGUCUAUUUUGAAGAACAAAUCACACACUGAGGUUGGAGUGGGGCUGGUUGGAGUCCAUAAAGGACCUUUCUUUUGGUGUGUUUUAUUUAGCAAUGGACAGACAAACUCUACAUUUGUGCUUGAAAAUCGUGGUGAAGGUAUCAAGCAAAGGAGUGGGUGCUAUAGUGGAAGUAGUGCUCCAUGCAGUGGAGCACAGAAAAGUGGUUUUGCACCAUCUAGCAUAUUCUCCAUGUCUUAUGUACUUAUUUUGCUUUUUACAUUUUUGUGAUCGAGGUAUCUUCUUGAAAUUAUUUUGUUUAUUCUGUUCAUUUUUCUUAUUUAUAAUUUAGUCCUUCUAUUUCACU
Arachis ipaensis is the source of this 736-nucleotide messenger RNA. RefSeq lists its product as uncharacterized. The record is from RefSeq and is a predicted model, not a curated record. NCBI's taxonomy places the organism in Eukaryota, Viridiplantae, Streptophyta, Magnoliopsida, Fabales, Fabaceae.